Molecule: messenger RNA, 1896 nt
Organism: Cyphellophora attinorum
Lineage: Eukaryota; Fungi; Ascomycota; Eurotiomycetes; Chaetothyriales; Cyphellophoraceae
Exons: 1
Coding region: 1-1896 (631 amino acids)
Source: RefSeq, a predicted model, not a curated record
AUGUCAAGACCGACGAUGUCCACAAAUGCCGCGGAACAGUCAUGCGCGCCACUGUCAUCAAGGUACUCUCCGACCGUAUCACCACUACCGCCCGCCGAGCUUUCUUUCUCAUCACCAAACUUGCACCUCCAAGGAUCAAUAUGUUCGCGCACCGCCAACACGCACAUGUGCACACACCUUUCGAAAUUGAAUCCUACCGACACCAGCCACCUUGGUAGUCUUCGCCCGUUGAGAUCUGUCGAGGAGAUGGCUCACCCUCAUAAGCGUUUGCGAACCGGCAUAGACCAAUCUACACCAGUACUUCAAUUUACCGAUCCGCGUUCGCCGGCACGGCCAUCAGCGGCUGGAAUCGUCUCAGAUAGUCAACCAAGCGAUUCACAUGCAGAAGAGCGUCGGAAGAGGACUGAACCCGUUCCUGUAACACAGCCCAUCGCAGGGUCUCAGCUGAAGCGUAGCAAUGGGUUUCGCAAGCCUUCGCCUCAAUUAAGGAUCGCGAAUCCUGAUCCAGAGACGCCUCCUGAAACGCCUGUCCUGGCACCGCGGCGGCCUUUCUCGUUCGUCCCCAGUAUAAGUAUCGGGCCUCCAUCGCCGCCGCCAUCACCAACAAAGCCAUCAUUUGCAAGGCAGCGGCUGUCCCUGAAUUCGAGCCCGAAGCUGCUUAUCCCAAAUAUCAGGACGAGCCCACGGCAUUCUCUGGAGCGCCAGUCUACAAUCGAGUUCCUGCGUCGCGACCCCGGCCCUAGCAUGAUCUACGGUAUCGAUAAGCUAGAGCACACGGAGAGAUACAAAGCCCUGAUCAACAUCGCACUUGACGGCCGGAUCGAGUAUGACGUCUUUGAGGAAGAAGUUGAUGCUCUUAUAUAUAAGGACAUUCCGAAAACCGAUGGCGGGUUUGCGGCACAGACAACAAGUCCAGAAGAGCGGAGUAGACUCGAUCGCUAUUCGGAUACAGACCGCGUCCGCUUCCAAGCUGGGUGGCAGGAGUGGAAGCGACAGAAACAGAUCUUGGCGGAUCGGCAGGCCUUGGACCUGGAGCGGUACGGGAGUGAGCGGGAGCGAGAGCUCAUCCAGAAAGGGGAAAAGGAGGCCAAGAAAGCUGAGACUCGGACCAACAACACCAUUGCGCUGAAUCGAUGUCGUAAAUGGAUAGGUCUCAAGCCGAGAGACUAUAAGGGCAAGGCGCCUGUGCGCGAUUCGUCUCCUCCGUCGACUCUGGAACCACCAGUGGACGACUCAAUAUCUGAGGCGCCCAUCACGGACAGCACUGCGACGCCGGAAGACAACAACGCCGCAACACCAGGAGAGAAUGUCCCCACAAAGCCAGACGAGAACGAGACGGCGACGCUAGAAGAGAGUAAAAGCGCGAUCAUACCAGAUGAAGUCUUGCGACUGGCAAUGGUGAAUACCGCUUGCCCGGACCUUGUGGUGGUGAAGGGGCACAGGUCUUCAUCAGCGACAUUUGAUAUUGCAAGCGAUGUUGACGAGCGACACUCAUCAGCCGCGGCGAGGAGGGAAGUAUCUGCUCCUGCUGAGUUGGCAAUUCGGAAUUCUGGACAUAUUUUUACUGGGUGCCAAAACCUCCAGCCAACCUCGGAUGCCGAACACACCGUCUUCAGCGAUGGCAGCGCUGUACCUACCUCAGCUACACCGCAUUGCCGUCCUCGCAUUGGUGCGCAUGGUCUCGCAGAGGGCGGGAGCGGAGGAUCCGGAAACGAGGGCACGUGGGUGAACGUGGGCGAAGUCGACGCUGUGUCAGUGUUCGCGUCGUCUGAGGAGGAGGAGGCAGCAGGUGAUCAGAACCGGCCCUCGCUCACGCAGGCCAAGAAACGCCCGAGUUGGAUUAGGAGGAAGUGGCAGGCUUACCGUGAUCGAAGGGAGAAGAGAAGAUCGAGUUGA